Budorcas taxicolor (takin) is the source of this 1860-nucleotide messenger RNA. It is a transcript of the gene IRAK3, whose product is annotated as interleukin 1 receptor associated kinase 3. Bases 1 to 1860 code for a protein of 619 amino acids. The transcript has 12 exons. Gene Ontology annotation, biological process: negative regulation of interleukin-12 production; negative regulation of MAP kinase activity; intracellular signal transduction. Gene Ontology annotation, cellular component: nucleus; plasma membrane; cytoplasm. Gene Ontology annotation, molecular function: protein serine/threonine kinase activity; protein binding; ATP binding. The record is from RefSeq and is a predicted model, not a curated record. Lineage: Eukaryota; Metazoa; Chordata; Mammalia; Artiodactyla; Bovidae.
AUGGCCUGGACGGCGGGGGCGGCGGGGCGCGGUGGGACCCGCAGGGCGCUCUCGUCGCACACUCUGCUCUUCGACCUGCCGCCAGCGCUGCUGGGCGAGUUCUGCGCGGUCCUGGACAGCUGCGACGGCGCGCUCGGCUGGCGCGGCCUCGCGGAGCGGCUUUCAAGCAGCUGGCUGGAUGUUCGUCACAUUGAAAAAUAUGUAGACCAAGGUAAAAGUGGAACAAGAGAAUUGCUUUGGUCCUGGGCUCAGAAAAACAAGACCAUCGGUGACCUUUUACAGAUCCUCCAGGAGAUGGGGCAUCAUCGGGCUAUCCAUUUAAUUGCAAACUAUGGAGCAGCCUUGAAUCCUAUAGAGCAGAGUCAUCGGGGAAAAGAAUUUCCAAACAAGUUACAAAAGGAAACAGCCAAUGUCACAGUGGAUAAUGUUCUUAUUCCUGAACGUAAUGAAAAAGGAAUAUUGCUAAAAUCCUCCAUCAGCUUUCACAGCAUCGUAGAAGGAACCAAAAAUUUCCACAAAGACUUUUUAAUCGGAGAAGGGGAAAUUUUUGAGGUAUACAGAGUGGAAAUCCAAAACCGAACAUAUGCCAUUAAAUUAUUUAAACAGGGGGAAAAGAUGCAAUGUAAGAAACAAUGGAAGAGGUUUUUGUCUGAGCUUGAAGUUUUGCUACUGUUCCGUCAUCCGAACAUACUGGAGUUGGCUGCAUAUUUUACAGAGAGUGAGAAGUUUUGCCUGGUUUAUCCAUAUAUGAGAAAUGGAUCACUCUUUGACAGAUUACAGUGUGUAGGUAACACAGCCCCACUCUCUUGGCACAUUCGAAUCAGUGUAUUAAUAGGAGCAUCUAAAGCCAUCCAGUACUUGCACAACACGGAACUGUGCUCUGUCGUCUGUGGCAGUAUAUCCAGUGCAAACAUACUUCUGGAUGAUCAGUUUCAACCCAAACUAACUGAUUUUGCCGUGGCACACUUCCGACCUCACCUAGAACCUCAAAGCUCUGCCAUAAGCAUGACCAGCAGCAGCAGUAAGCACGUGUGGUACAUGCCAGAAGAGUAUAUCAGACAAGGCAAACUUUCCAUUAAAACAGACAUCUACAGCUUUGGAAUUGUAAUAAUGGAAGUUCUGACAGGUUGUAAAGUGGUGCUAGAUGAGCCAAAGCAUAUCCAGCUGCGGGAUCUUCUUAUAGAAUUGAUGGAGAAAAGAGGCCUCGAUUCAUGUAUCUCCUUUCUAGAUAAGAAAGUACCUCCCUGUCCACAGAAUUUUUCCGCCAAGCUGUUCUCUUUGGCAGGCCAGUGUGCUGCAACACGGGCGAAAUUAAGACCAUCGAUGGAUGAAGUCCUAAAUAUUCUUGAAAGUACUCAAGCCAGCUUGUAUUUUGCGGAAGAUCCUCCCACAUCCCUCAAGUCCUUCAGGAGUCCUUCUCCUCUGUUCUUCGAUAAUGUUCCAAGCAUUCCAGUGGAAGAUGAUGAAAACCAGAAUAAUCCAUCGCCGCCUCAUGAUCAAAGUUUGAGAAAAGAUAGAAUGACUCAGAAGACUCCCUUUGAAUGCAGCCAGUCUGAGGUCACAUUCCUGGGCUUUGACAAAAGGACGGGGAGUAGGGGGAAUGAGGACUCUCCCAGUGGGUCUGGGUCUCCUUGUGAGGAAAGCUGGUUUCCAAAGUGUGCAACUCCAUCCCUGGACUUGAGAGCUCCCGGUGUGCAUACGGACCCUUCUGCAGAAGCUCCAGGCCAUUCCUAUAGGAGCAGGCCAGUGGAGACUAGCUGUUCCUCCGUAUUUUCCUGGAAUGAAUGCGAACAGUACAAAAAGGCAUCAGUUUCUGCCGAGGAUAAAGAAGAAAGCAAGAAUUGCUCAGGCACUGAGUAA